UUGCGUUGCGUCACGCCUUCCGCGAGGAUCAUCUGGAUGACACUAGCCGUGCUCCCGACACCGAUCACACUGAUCACACCGAUCUUGCCCAUUCCAAAUAUUGAAUCAACAAAUCGACUGGUCUUACAGAGAAAUCGACCUUCUUGAUCGAUUUGAUCAGUUUAUGAACAAUCGAGGAUUAAACGACUAUUCACUUGCAAAUGACAGGAUCGCAGAUUUGACACUGUCUGGAGAGUUUUCAGCUGUUCUUCUUGACAACGAGUUUGAGGCGGCGUUGGCUGAGACUUUGGAAGUCGUUGACGACCCAGGUAUCCAAGAGAUACUGAAUCCUGUUCUCUCUGACAAGAAUACUAGUCUGGACGAGAUGAUUAAAGCCAUCCGGUUGAUGGAUCACUCCAAUGAUUUGGUCUACUACAUGUCUAGUGUAUUCAGAGGAUUAGAGAGAUUUGUCCGAUGUCAACGCCUUCCAGUUGUUCCAAAUGAGCGUCAGGCAUUCACGGACCUUGUCCUUCCUGCUCUUGACGGUGGGAUGGCAAUGGUGAAUCUGGCGGUUAGACGAUUCGAAGUUACUGUCUACGGAUCAGCAAGACGACAAAACGCUGGCCGAAAUCCUUUCAUUGAAAGGCGUGCGCAAGGGCAUCAGGCGGAUGCAAUUGUUGAAACGACGGAGGGAUAUCAGUUCGUGAUCAUCGAGAGCGCCAAGCUUACAGGGGCCACAGAGGAGAAAAUCGCCCAAGACCAUUUCAAGCUUGCUCGUGACAUGAAGGACACUUGGACUGAAGUGGUGCGUAAAGUUGUGUCUGUCAACAAGCGACCACCGAGCCACUUGACUGUCUUUGGAGUACAGGCGUUUGACACUGAAUUGGUUUUUCUAGCAAUGGAUUUCAAGGGAUGUUUCCGAUUGUACGACCUCGCUACAAUCCAGAUUCCAAACUCGCUAACAACUAUCCAGAGGGACAUGAACAGAUUCUUAUCAACAUGCAUUGGAUUUGCAAAACUGGUUGCUUGCGAAUAUAAAAAAUUCAAUAAUACUCUUCAGGAUCUGGGGAUGAUAGACCGCAGAUCGUGCAAUCGGGCUGUCAGGAACAUCAAGGUUACCUCUACUUCACCCCUGAAGUCGGUAAAAACACCUCUGAAGUCUUUGAAAUCUGGAAAGCGCAAGCGAAUUGAUGAAGACGGAAAUCAGUAGCGACUGAGGAGUACAGGUGAUCAAUACGAAUAAUCUGGAUAGGAAAGUGAAUGAAAAACGUUCAUCCCUUUAUUGAUCACCUCCUACUGAUUUAAAUAGGGUGAAGGACAAUCUCUAAUUGACAACUAAGUGAAAUUACUACUUACAUGUGACUGAUAUAUCACAGCGGCCAUACAUUGUAUGUACUAGAUAGCCCUUCAAUAAAAGAACCUUAACUCAGUAUCGGGACGAAAUACUUUAUG
Lobosporangium transversale is the source of this 1431-nucleotide messenger RNA. RefSeq lists its product as hypothetical. The coding region runs from base 164 to 1189 and encodes 341 amino acids. The record is from RefSeq and is a predicted model, not a curated record. The transcript has 3 exons. Lineage: Eukaryota; Fungi; Mortierellomycota; Mortierellomycetes; Mortierellales; Mortierellaceae.